AUGUUGUGGCUGUGUCUAGCUGCGUUGGCUGCCACCGCGGCGGCGCAGAACUCCUACGAUUUGGAUGGAAGAGUACCAUAUCCUGGCAAACCCUCCAGCCUGGGACCACUUUAUGCUACCGCUGCUCAAGGAUUCCGUGAUAACAGUUACGAGGAUAAUAUCGUGACGCCCACACCUACGCCAGCGUACAGGAACCCUGGUAGCCAGCAAUCUUUGUAUCGUAAACCAUCGUUGGACCAAGGACAGAUCAGGGUGAACGGACCGCCAAGGGGUGGUCUUCGUGGUCAACCACAAAAUCCACAGGCCGACGCUGAGGAAUUGGAAGAAAAGGAGGAGCCCGAUCGCCUGACCCUUCUGCUGCCGCAGAGUAAAUUCGAUUGCGUGAACAAACAGACCGGAUAUUACGCCGACGAGGAUCUGAACUGCGAGGUAUUCCAUUACUGUCAGGACAACGCCAAGCAUUCCUGGAUCUGUCCCGAGGGAUUCACGUUCCAUCAGGUUCACCUGAUCUGCAUGCCACCGAGCGGCGACAUUAAUUGCAAGAAGAGCUCGCAGUAUCACUUUGUCAACGAGUAUCUGUACAAACCAUUGAACUUGGCGGAAGCCGAGACAAAACCGAAUGUAACAUUGAGAUACAGUGAAAGAUACUUCCCCGCUGAUAUUCAUGCUGACGAUCACGAGGUUGGUGACUAUCAGAUCACACCAACCGCCCCGCCAAUCCGUCGUCCAUCGCCACCGGUCUAUGCCAACCCACAAACCGCACUGAACAGUAUUCCAGCCGCGGCUCGUCCACAGCCAACGGGUCUUCCACAGUUUCGUUUACCGUUGAACCAGGUGUUCCGUAGCCCGGAGGAAGUGAACAUUCCUCUUCAAAACAGACGCCCGCAGCCGCAGCAUCAACCCGUGAGAAGGUAUCCUCAGGUUCGACCUGACGAGGAGGAGUACGAGUAA
Molecule: messenger RNA, 951 nt
Organism: Dufourea novaeangliae
Lineage: Eukaryota; Metazoa; Arthropoda; Insecta; Hymenoptera; Halictidae
Exons: 5
Coding region: 1-951 (316 amino acids)
Cellular component (GO): extracellular region
Molecular function (GO): chitin binding
Source: RefSeq, a predicted model, not a curated record